Seminavis robusta is the source of this 1353-nucleotide messenger RNA. NCBI's taxonomy places the organism in Eukaryota, Bacillariophyta, Bacillariophyceae, Naviculales, Naviculaceae. The record is from the annotation of a GenBank genome assembly.
AUGCUGAAUUCAGCUCGCGUCCCGAAAAAAGCAGCUUUGGCAACUUUGAUCGUCGCUGUGGCCAGCGGCAUCGCCCAAGAAUCUUCUGGCUUGUCCUUUGGGUUCCCUGACUACACUCUUGCUGCUCUACAUGAUGCAUCAUCUCCUCAAUCGCAAGCUUUGAACUGGCUAAAGUUGCAUCCAAAUCUUUCCAGCUUGGACAUACAGCGGCAAAAGCAGCUCUUCGCAUUGGCAAGCAUCUACUUUUCCUUUAAUGGGGAUUGGUGGCCACCAGCAGAACGCAACAACUGGAUGGACUAUGAAGUGCAUGAAUGUGACUGGCCACACAGCACUCCACCAAACUCGUCAAUUCAUUGCAACAAUGGACUCUUUGUGGACUUGGACUUGUCUAACAUACCAAAUUUGCACGGAGCAACGCCAAAGGAAGUUUGCUUCUUGGAGAACCUUGAGUCUCUGUCCCUGGAUAGAAACCCCGACCUAGGAAGAAAAGCACGUACCGACACCAAGUUGGAAGGCCUUCUUCCCACUCACCUGGGCGAAUUUACCAAACUGAAUAGAAACCCUGACCUGGGAAGAAAAGAACGUAUCAAUACCACGUUGGAAGACCUUCUUCCCACUCAACUGGGUGAACUGACAAAACUUUCAUAUAUUUCGAUUAGUGGAAACACGAACCUUCGUGGUACUCUUCCAAGCAGCAUUCAUUAUCUUACUCGUCUCGACUCGAUCUGGCUUGAUGGCAAUGCACUGACCGGCUCAUUGGCACCUCAGCUCUUUGGCUUGAAAAAUCUGAGAGGAUUAAGCUUGGGUUACAACAAUCUGACCGGAACCGUUCCGCCGGCUAUCUCUAAUCUACAACGGCUUAUGAGCUUGUCACUUCAAGGUUCUGCAGUUCUCAGCGGCUCAAUUCCAUCCCAAAUUGGCCGCUUGACUGAUCUGAUUUGGCUUGAUCUUUCGGGGACUGGGAUCUCUUCAACGAUCCCCAGUGAGCUUGGUUUGUUGACCGCUUUGGAUGUGCUUAAGCUUGACAGUACCUUACUGUCUGGAGAAAUUCCAAAGUCACUUGCAUUGAUAGAAAGUUUGACCAAGUUUGACAUUGGAAAGACUUCUUUGAACGGAACAAUACCGCUGGAAAUGUGCAAGCAUCAUUCUCGCCGCAUUUUCUUCAUUGACUGUGAUGAGGUAAACUGCCCUCGAGAGUGUGACCUGUCAGAGGAACACAUGUCGUCCAUUUAUGACAGAAUUUGUUCUUGUGUGGACGAAGAGGUCUCUUCAACUUCAUCUUUCACGACAGCAUCCUUCCUUUCUGUGCUCUUGAUGGCAAUGACCGGCACCUACUUGGGCCUGGGCUUGUGA